AUGGAUCCACGCAUUCCUUUGCAGAACAUCAAUCGAACGGCCGUGGUUUAUGAUGCUGCCAGGGAAGAAUACCACGUCCCAGAGUAUGGCAGUGGUGAAGAUGUUAUCAGUAGAAUCAUCCCCCGUUCCGAAGUGGUUGCACCUAUCCCAAAUCAGGCUCCUCCGAACCCCGGCAAUGCUGCGCAACUCCGCAACCAGAAUAUUGUUCAGUCUUCUGCCGACGCUCGAGACCGGAACGAUAGCCUCGCUUUGACCGAGACCAAUCUUAAGAGGUACUGCGAAGACCGUGGUCGUCUCAACAUCUACACUGUAACCCACGUCCAUGGCAAAAUCGAGAACUGGGGCAAAGCAUGUUCUAAAAUUCGGGACACCAAGUUACCUCCUGCCGCUGCGCAGCAAGGUUGUAAAGUUUCAGGUUACGAAAACUACUUCGACUGGCUUGUGUUGAGUAGUGCGUGGGAGACGGAGCCAUCCACUGAUGGCAAGGAACUGCACGAGGCAGCCAAGCGACACUUACGAAGGAGACUACUCGCUCGCCUUAUGUUCCCUGACCGCCAUGCUCUGAGUGACUCGAGGUCAAAUACCUCGGCUAAGGCGAAGCUGAAAGAGGGCGAGGUUAUCAAGCCGCGCGGCUGGAGGGCUAUUCCGAGGCGGCGGAAACAGGACCGACGGAUAAUUUCACACUAUAUACGUAGCCGGUACCGCUUGAACCAGAACGCCGCGUCUCCAGUCGUGCCCGUCAAUCCUGAGCCGGUUACGCCGCCUGAGGCCAGUGUAUUCAUCUCCUCGCGAGGCAACGAGUACUUCUGCGAGAUUGACGAAGAAUAUCUGACGGAUCGUUUCAACCUUACGGGCUUGAACACAGAAGUGCAGUACUAUCAGUAUGCACUGGACCUGGUAACGGAUGUCUUCGAUCUGGACUGCGACGACGACAUGCGGGAGCAGAUCGAGAAGUCUGCAAGGCACCUUUAUGGCCUGGUUCACGCGCGGUACAUUGUCACAACCCGAGGAUUGGCAAAGAUGGCAAGUCAGAAGUGUUACGCUCUCGACAAAUUCAAGAAGGCCGACUUCGGCAAAUGCCCGCGCGUAGCCUGCGACCAGCAAGCACUCCUUCCAAUGGGCCAGCAUGACACGCCGAACGGCUCACCCGUAAAGCUCUACUGCGCGAAAUGCGAAGACAUCUACAAUCCCAAAUCUUCGCGCCACGCCACGAUAGACGGCGCCUACUUCGGCACGUCUUUCCAUAACAUCCUCUUCCAGGUGUAUCCCGCAAUGGUCCCAGUGAAGACGCAACGACGCUACGAACCGAAGGUCUUUGGUUUUAGGGUGCACGCCUCUGCGGCGCUGAUGAGGUGGCAGGCGGAGAGGAGGGAAGAAAUGAAGGCCAGGCUGAAGAAGGCGAGGGUAGAGUCGGGGUUCGAGGACGAGGACGAUGAAGAAGAGAUGGACGAGGAGGAAAUGGAAGAUGAUGUGUCGAGAGAUGAAGAUGCGAUGAGCAGGACGACUGUGCAGUGA
Molecule: messenger RNA, 1515 nt
Organism: Coniosporium apollinis CBS 100218
Lineage: Eukaryota; Fungi; Ascomycota; Dothideomycetes
Exons: 3
Coding region: 1-1515 (504 amino acids)
Cellular component (GO): cytoplasm; protein kinase CK2 complex
Molecular function (GO): protein kinase regulator activity
Source: RefSeq, a predicted model, not a curated record